Staurois parvus is the source of this 302-nucleotide messenger RNA. The record is from the annotation of a GenBank genome assembly. NCBI's taxonomy places the organism in Eukaryota, Metazoa, Chordata, Amphibia, Anura, Ranidae.
AUGUAUACACACACAGACACUUGUACAGACACACAUACAUGUAUAUACACACAGACACAUGUACACACACACACAGACACAUGUACACACACAUACAUGUACACACACACAUACAUGUACAUACACGCACACAGUCGUAUAAAAAGUUGCAGUAGCUCGUUACCUUCACUCACAGAUCCGGGUACUGCACUCUAGGGGGAGGCAGAUAGCACAGCACGCACUCCUUCCUUUGCUUUCACUUUGCUCAACUAUUGAGCAGUCUGACGGCUCCCAGUGCGAGUGACAGAUCUAGCCCUGAGUUC